Colius striatus (speckled mousebird) is the source of this 5352-nucleotide messenger RNA. It is a transcript of the gene SENP7, whose product is annotated as SUMO specific peptidase 7. Gene Ontology annotation, biological process: protein desumoylation. Gene Ontology annotation, molecular function: SUMO-specific endopeptidase activity. The transcript has 24 exons. Gene Ontology annotation, cellular component: cytoplasm; nucleus. The record is from RefSeq and is a predicted model, not a curated record. Lineage: Eukaryota; Metazoa; Chordata; Aves; Coliiformes; Coliidae. The coding region runs from base 106 to 3270 and encodes 1054 amino acids.
CGGUGCCGGUGCCCAUGCCGGAAGUGCCCGGGGAAGCUGCGCAGGCGGCGGUGGGACUUGGGUAAACAACACCGGCAGCGCCGCGGCUCUGGCGUAGAGAAAAUAAUGGAAACAAGAACAUCAUCUUCAAGUCAUGUCAGUUUUCGUAUACCAAAGAAGAAAACAAACGCCAAGUCAGAGGAUGUCCAAGUUCAGUCCCCUUUGGCAAGGCUUCCAGGCUCCCCCAAUUGGGACUACCCUUUAAAAGAGUGGAAAUUAAGUGCCAACAACAGGGAGCCUUCCAAGAAAAGAAAAAGGCACAAGGAUUCUGACAGAUGCACUUCUAAUGAUGAAGAAUCAGUUGGGCAACCCAAAGUUAUCUUGACGAAUGUCCUGUGGAUGAACAUAGGAAGAAAAUACAAACAGAUACAACCUAAAAGUGGUGCUAAUUUUUCUGAUGCUGACAAGUUGCAGUCAGAUCAACCACCUUCAUCAUCUGCUGUCAGCUUAAAGACAUGGCAAAUUUUAAACCCUACUCUCCAAAGCCUUUUUCUAUCUAGAAGGCAACCCAAAGUUAUCUUGACGAAUGUCCUGAGGACGAAAAUUGGAAGAAAAUACAUAGACAGACAUGUAAUAAUUGAUGCAAAUUUAUCUGAUGCUGACAAAUUACAGUCGGGUCAUCUACCCUCAUCAUCUGUUGCCAGCCUACAGACAUGUCAAACACUAAGUUCUCCUCAUGAAAGUUCUUUUCUGUCUGAAAGGUCUGAGCGUUGUCUGACAAAGACGGAUGAUGAUCUAUGUAAAUUGACAAAGGCUUCUAAGGAACCAGAAAAAAAUAAUUUCACUUUUAGAAGACGUGAACUGCAGAAGAAAGAAAACAAGAACUAUGAUGAACUGGAAAAGAGAGGCAGAAACAUGAACAGCACUCCCAUUAGUCAGAAGGAACCUGGGGAAAGGAAAAGAAGAUCUAGUGGCCUUAUUUCUGAUGAUUGUAACGCACACAUUCCAGAAAAAUCACUUUUACCAUCUAAGGAGCAAAGACCGAGUUCAUCUAGGUGCAGUGGCCGCAGCACACCCUGUGAGGAUGGACAAGGCCGCAGAUCCGACAAAGUGCUGGAGACAGAGUGUAUUCUUCAGCCCUUAAAGAGAGACUAUAAAGAUGCUUUCACCCACAAGCACUUAAGGCCUUCUGACAGCUGCAGAAAGGAACCUGGCUCAGACUCCUCUCUCAGAAAUUUGUCAGAGAAACAACUUUCUGCUACCAGCGAGGACCUGAUUUCACCACGAGUUAGUACCAUCAGGAGAUUAAAGAUGGACACAUCGGAAUACUUGAGCAAGCUGCGGAACAGAAUCUACAGGGGUAAUCGGCAACUUGUUUCAAUUGACCCAAUUGUCCUUUCCAGCGAUGAUGAAGAUGGACCUUCUGAACCACAAGGCACAGAACUGCUGCAGGAUAAUAUCACUGGCAGUAAAGAAACAGGCCAACAGUCUGACUUCUGUUACUCAGCAAAGCAAUUGGAAGACAAGAUGGGAAGUCCCACAGAGCAGUUUUUAUCAGAGUCAAUUGAAGAUAAAUGUCCUGUCAGCUUACCUUCUGGAAGCACACCUACAAAACAGAUGAACCCAACCUUGGACGUUAAAUUUCAUAGUCUAUACAUUGGAAAAUUUAAAUGGCUCUCAACAGGUCCUGCUAGGUUUACAACCAAGUAUAUUACGAUCCCAUUUCAAGUGGCUCUUAAUAAGAACAUUAAGCUGACAGUGGAUACCCUGGAUCUGAGGAGGUUUGGCUUAUGGAAAAGUGAUGGUGGCUGUUCUUCAACAAUGUUCGUUUUCCUUUGGUUGUCUGUGGAUUAUCUAGAAAAGAUUGAAACCCAAUUAGGAAAGUUAGUUAUCAGCAAACCAUCCAAAUCCAGUGAAUUUCUAUUUCUUGAACUGUCCCAGCCACUCACAGAAUGGGAUCAGGAAAGACUGACUGAACUGAUUAUGGAUGUGAGCAAGAAGAACAGAGCACCAGAUCUCCCUGAAUUUUUGUCUUUGAAGCACGCAUUACCCUUGUUUAAGGAUCUUUCUCCUGAAGAGAGCUCUUUUUUGAGUUACGGUAAGGAUCUAUUCAAGCAAUGUCUGCCAAAAGAGAAGACCUCAGAUGCUCAUGAGCCUGCAGUUCAGGAGUCAAAACUGAAAGUGUCCAGGCCUAGUUAUGCCCUUGCAAAUAAGCAGAACAGUGGUUGCUAUUCUAUUUGUUUGUCCUCUGCACUGAAUGAAGAAUGGAGAGAAGUAAGAGAAACAGGCACAGUUAAGAAUUUAAUUGUUUAUCCACCCCCACCUGAAAAAGGAGGACUGGGAGUCACAAGAGAAGACCUAGAGUGCUUAGAAUAUGGAGAGUUUCUCAAUGAUGUCAUCAUUGAUUUCUAUCUGAAAUACCUGUUGUUGGAGAAGGUGCCAAAACAUCUUGCUGACCGUACACACAUUUUUAGCAGUUUCUUUUACAAGUGCCUGACCAGGACAGAAAAAAACUCUGAGGGGGAUCUCAAAGUUUCAGCAGCACAGAGAAGACACAGAAGAGUAAGAACAUGGACUCGUCAUAUAAACAUCUUCACUAAAGAUUAUAUCUUCGUGCCUGUGAAUGAGGAGUCUCAUUGGUACAUUGCAGUUAUUUGUUUUCCUUGGUUAGAAGAAGCUAUAUAUGAGGAAUGGCCCCAUCAGAAUUCAUUACGUCAUCAGCCUCAACUGUCUCCACUUCAGUCAGAGAGUGAGAACACUCCAUGUGGUUCACCGUUGGCCUUUUCUGGUAACUGCAAUAUUGAAGAAGUGGUGGAUGCUAACAGAAGUUUAUUCUCAAAAGAUGACAAUGAACUGGGUGCUUCUGCUUCCAUCCUGGAUUCAGGGAUUUCUAAAAUCUCCCUAAGUAAUUCCAAAAGGCAGAUUUGUAAAAGGCCUUGUAUACUCAUCUUAGAUUCUUUGAAAGCUGGUUCUGUGCAGAAAACAGUUCAGAUUUUGAGAGAGUACCUUGAAAUGGAAUGGGAAGCUAAACGAAAAACACAUCGAGAAUUCAAUAAAUCAACAAUGAUUGGCCUGUGUCCCAGAGUGCCUAAGCAAGAUAACAGCAGUGAUUGUGGAGUCUAUUUGCUGCAAUAUGUGGAAAGCUUCUUCCAGAAUCCCAUAGUUAACUUUGAAGAGCCACUGCAUCUGGAGAAGUGGUUCCCUCGUCAACUGAUCAGAAGCAAAAGAGAAGAAAUUCGAGACCUGAUCUUGCAACUGCACUUUCAACAGCAUAGUGGCAGUAGCAGCUAAUAAAUCUGAUAAGCCAAACCUGGCAAAGAACAUUGCUGUAUAAAAAAACUGGAACUCAGCCUAGCAUCCUUUGGAUUCUUUCUGCCUUGAAAGGAAGAAAAAAAAAAACAAAGAGAAAAGAAUGGAAAAAAAACCUCCCACAAGAAGUGUUUUGUUUGUUUGACUUAUAUUUAUUUAGGCAGUGUGGUUUUUUUUUUUCAUUUGAGUUGUGUAGCCAUAUAAUGCAUUGAGGUGAAGGAGAAGGUUGUUGAUAAGUGUAAAUAUUUAAGUUAAAGCUGAUAUAUGUGGAUUGCUAAUUGGUUAUUUACGUGGAAUAUGAAAGCUGCACACAAGUAUGUACCACAAGCACUUAAAAUAUUUUAAUCUUUUGGAAACUGUUGUUUACAAUUCUGUAUCAACGUGGAUGAUCAGUAAGAGCCAAGCCUGAGGACAGAUUUUCACCCUGUACUGUCUUUGAUUUUGCAGCUCGUACAAAUAGAAUGAAUACUAUGUAUUGUUUUAAUUUAAGGAUCUAAUAUUGACUCUCUUUAGAGAUGUAUUUUUUAUUUAUUUCUGAUUAUAUACAGAAGUAGUCUGCAUGUGUCAGAAAAUUCUGCCAAGAUUUGAGGCUGCUAAGUUUGAAUAGUUUUAUUUUUUUCCCCUCCCAAGCAUUUUCAUCGUAAAACUUUAUUUCCAUGAGUGGAAGACAUUUGUUUGAGAGUGACCACUGAAAUCUUUUCAGUUGAAGAGUGGAUUUUUUUAAAAAGUGUAUUUUUCUUUCUUACCAGAUUUUAGAAGAAAUCUUGCUCUCAAGUGUCAAUACAAUACACGUAGGCAGUAGUUUUUUAAUCUUAUUCACCUUAUUUUGGGGAGUUAUUCCUGCAAAUUUUAUGGCAUUACUUGCAAGCAAGUUAUGGCACAACAACCCUAAAAGUUAGAGGUGUUUUACUUAAAAAGAUUACCAUUCUCCUUCACAAAAGUCAUUAUGUUGUAUAUAAGAAGUCCUUUAGAUAUGCAACUUAUAAAUCCUGUUUGUCUUAUAUGUAUUUUGUUCAGAAGAAUUGAAUUGAGGAAAGGUGCCUGAAUAAUUGUUUGAACUUGAUAAACUAGCACAAGUUUAUCUCUGUCAAUAUACAUAUUUAUGUAGUUUUUCCAGAGUGAUCACGUAAAACUUUAAUAAUAUUUUGACACCUGCACACUUUUAAAUGUAGCUAUUGCACGACAGAAGGUGACUACUCUAAGAGGGUGCUUUCUGCUGUUCCCCACUGUGAGUAAACUUCAGUGUCAUCACACACUUCAGAAGGGCCAUGUGUCAGAUAACCACCAAAACCACCCGAUUCACAAAUGUAUGUACAAAACCAGAGCUCUUCAGGCUUGGAAGUAGGCUAGAGAGUAGAAGUUGAGGGCAACCCAAAGAUGUGAACAUUUUUAUGCUAUUGCAAAAUUCUCAGGGCCUCUUUCCUAAAGACUGCUCUUGAAACCUAGCAUUUUAUUACUUCAGGUUCUGUACAGUCAUCCAAAAAACCCCGUCACUAUUGUUUCUCAAACCAGGAAUCAUUCUUUCUGGAGAAGAGAGGCAAUUUAAAACCAAAAUAAUUUGCUGAGCACAGUUACUUUCUGUAUAGCUGUGAGCAGCCUAGUGCAUUUACUGUACAUUUUUUGUCUUUGUUUCUACUUUAAUUCCGUGGCUUUUCACUACCCUCCACAAAAUCUACCGCCCUCAUUGCUGAAGUUUUGUGGCUUUCAUGACCUAAUGACAUCAGCAAUACUUAGAGGGAUAAUCCAUAUAUUUAUUCUGAUAGACAAAAGAUAAAAUGUGGAAAUGUGUACCCUUUCUCUGCACCUUUUUAGUUUAACGCUUUUGGUGUUCCUUUAUGAAAAAAUAGUUAGCACUUUUUCUUAUGGUAGAGCUAGUUUUUGUUAUAAAGUAACUUCUUGUUUUUUGGUUUGACUGAUUUAAAGAUAUUUAAAAGCAAAAGUAAUGUAUGAACUUUUCUAAAUUGGUUUUAUAAUGUUAAACAUUUUCCUUUGUAGAUUUGUUAGAUAUGUACUACAAGAAUGCCAAUACAUUUGAUAUUAAAAUUAUCUCCAGAAGUUGCUGAA